Molecule: messenger RNA, 1494 nt
Organism: Coprinopsis cinerea okayama7#130
Lineage: Eukaryota; Fungi; Basidiomycota; Agaricomycetes; Agaricales; Psathyrellaceae
Exons: 2
Coding region: 1-1494 (497 amino acids)
Source: RefSeq, a predicted model, not a curated record
AUGGACUACCGCUCAAACAACACUCUCCCCUCCCUAGGUGUCGACUCUCCCCAUAUUCCUGGCGGGUUCUGCGGGAAUAGCCAUGGGAACUCUGACAUGGGCUGGCAAGGUCGCCCGGGCCAACUGGUUUUAUCAGCUCGUGUGUUUCAGAAUUCUGCUAUCUCCUCCCCGCAGCAGCUAUCCCAAGACGUGUUCCCUGAGGUUCAGGAUGAGAUGUGGCCUGUCUGGGAUCUGAGUCUAAGCAUCGUUGUCGUGGACGAGGAAAACUUGCUGACAGCGGAGACUCACAAGAGGACCUCCGAUUCCACUACGGUUGCUAAACCACUGUCUCGAAUAUCCGAGAUCCCGCAUAUAAGUCCAGGGAGUCUCCCUAAAUACCUUCCCGACAUCCCGCAAACGGAUGAAGAUACAGCCCAGAUUACCGUUCACGAUUUCUUGACCCGCAAUGCGGGCGUGGAUGUCAGCGAUGCACAGUCUCACAAGAAACCAAAGCUCCGAUCCUACUUGGCCAGGAAAAGAAGAACGAUUCUAUCCUCGCCGAGCAGCUACGCUGCUGCAGCCAACAACGCUGGCCCAUCCCACUUCGAAGCAGCUUUUGAAAUCUGGGAUUUCCCGGACGCGCGGGACGCAAGCAGCGAAGAGAACACCGGAAUCAAGCUUAACUUGGAAACUUCGUCGAGUCCUUCCACAAAGGAGCGGAGACCUCGACUUCGAGCACGUCCUGCCCGGAGACUUGUCAUUUCGGACGAAGAUGACUCGGAACAAGAGGGGUCUUCUUCGAGCGAAUCAGCAACCGCGUCCGAGUACCAUCCAGGAUCCUCCAGUCCUCCCAAUGGUGCAAACGCAAAGAAAGAAAAAGAGAGUAAGAAGGCGUCUCGGAAGAAGCUCUUGACCAAGUCGUUGGGCACGCGGUUGUUUGAAGCAUCAGUGUCAACUUAUGGACGACCCCAGGAUAACCUGGUUCUUCGAUCGCCGCGCAAUAAACGAGGAACAGAAGACAAUGUCGCUCCAACACGCAGACCCCUCGAUUUCGUCCCACUCAGCCAUGACAGGUCGGACCAAGACGGCAGCAGUCGCACCCUCGAUCGAAGGGCAACCUUGGUCGACCCUCGCAAAGCUGCCCCGUUUUCGAGAGCUUCGUUUUGUUCGACUUCGCAGUUGGCACUAGCAGCAGCCCGCACUCAGCCCCGAUGUGGUUCCGAGGAAAGGGAGAAGGAAUUCGGAAGGAUAACGAAUUGGAAGUCCCGCGUUGUGGUAGCAGCUGCAUCUCUGGACCAUCCCAAUUCUGGUGAUUUUAGUCAAGCCAAGGAAGAGAGAAUAGAGAUAGGACAAAAGCGUGGAGUUGGAGGAGCGAGUGGGAGCGGACAAGGUAAGCUAGGGAAGGCAAGCAAGAUGCAUACAAGUGCUUUGGUCUACCCUCCUUUGGAAUUCGUGCCUCUUACUGUCGACAAUAACGCCACUCGUCACGACAAGAAGAGGAGAAAGCAAGAAUGA